CAACUUGUUGUGCAAUGUUGCUGAGUUGGCUUAAUAUAUAAAUUCGGAUACAAAAAGUUGAAAUAACAGGUAGGAUAAUCAUUGAAAGCAAAGGACACCUAGCACACAACUAGGCCACUUUAACAGAAACAAUGCCACGAGGAAGAGGCAGAGGACGUGGCCGUGGAAGGGGGCGUGGUGGACGAAGUGGUCGAGGAAGAAGUGGCAGCAGGCGAUCUUUUCAGCAGCCAAAGGAUGACAACGAAGUAAAAAUAACAGAAGAGUUGGACAUAAGUAAAGACGUUAAGAAGUAUUUUAUUGGAAACGCAUCUGUUGCACAACAUUAUACUGCUCAAAAUGAAAACAAACACAAAUAUGCAGCAGGGAUGGUAGCUUUGAUGAAAGAUGGUGUGACAAUUACUCAAAAUGCCAGAGUAAGAGGUUUAACAGCUGCAUGGGCUAGACAUGAUUUUGAUAUGGCUAAUGCCUUGUUAUCAAACAGGGAAAAUUUUGGUCUGCCAGAAAUUUUGAAGGCAUUAGAGUUACUAGAUGCUGGAAGGCAAGUCAGAAUUCUUGAAAAGAGGAUGAAAAUGCUUCAGGUCUCAAAGAACAAGGUGAAUCCAAAGACCAUUGGGAAGCUAAAGUCUGACAUUGAUAACCUAAAUGCCAAGAAGUCACCACAUGGAUCAGCAAGCGGGGCAGUAUGUAAACACAUCAGACAGUGGACCAGAACAUUUACAAAAGAGGAACUAGAAUUCUUCACUGUUUUCCUACCCAAAGAACCAUGGAAGAAAUUAGCUGAUAUUUGUCAUUUCCACCCAGAAAAGGAUUUCCCAAACCUUCCUUGGUUCCUGAGAUUCUGUUAUGGAGAUGAACCACCAUCUGAUACCAUGGCUUACCAGUGUAAAGCUCUAUCAGCAGAAAAUAUCAAUGAAAUAGUAAAAGAAUAUCCUGUACCCUAUAGCCAAGUAAAACAGUAUAAAGACAAGCUGACCAGUGAAACAAAGGGUAGAAUUGCAGAGUACGAAACGAAAUUAGAUACAGUUUUAUGGUGGUAUGAAGAUUUACAGUGUGCAGAUGUAGAUAAAUUACUAGAAGAAAGAAUAUCUAAGGGAGAAAAGAUAAAUCUGCCAGAUGGAAAGUUUAUAGAAAGAAUGUUAACCAUCCAGAGCAUCAGAGAGAGUGACCAAUCAAAAGCUCCCUUUUAUAGACAUCUGCUUCCAAUUGGUCAGGAGAGAUUGGAUGCUUUGAGUUUACCAUUAGAUACACCCAUAGCAGUAAUUGGUGAUGCCUCUUCCUCUAUGCAGGUGGCAAUUAAAACAAGUUCUAUCAUAGCCGGACUUCUCAGUGCAAUAACACAAGCUAAAUUGUCAUUCUUCAACACAAAAGUCAUCACACCGGACAAAAACCCAGAGAGUAUAGAAGAAGUAUUGAGGUUAGCAGUUGACAUCAAAGCAGAAUCAUCCACCAACCCAGGUGUAUGUUUAGAUCCUUACUACAAGGCAAAAGAAGUUAUAAAGACUAUUAUAAUGGUAACUGAUGAAGAAGAAAAUACUUAUGUUGAAAAUCAGAGGUUUGCUGAACUGUAUGAGAAAUACUACAAAGAAGUUUAUCCAGCAAAGAUUGUAUUCGUUUCAUUCUUGCAUCAGCAACACUCAGAUGGACAGAUGGUCAGAGAAUUAAAAAACAAAGGUUUCGAACCAAUGCAGUUCAAAUUCCACCGACAACAGCCCGAUUUAACAAAAUUAGAUAGAUUGUUUGGACUCAUGUCCUCCGAAACGGAAACAUUUGACGAGGAAGUUGAUAAAUUAGAAACCAAAUUUAAACUUGAGGGUAUUGGUCAGUUAUUUGAAGGUAUAAAGAUGACCAGCACAGGACAAUAAUUUUUUUUUUUAUCAGUUGCAUAAUUUUAUUUUCUUAAUUGUUUCAACACUUUAAAAAAUAUUUUGGAAGCAAUACUUAUGGUUUUAUAUAUUCAUAAAACUUUCUUUUUUUUUCAUGAUAGUUUGUAGCUUAUGUUUCUUGUUCCGUAAUUAAUUCUUUUGUGAUUUUAGAAUUUAUCUCAGAGCAUUAUUUAACAUAAGAUUUAUGUAAAGGUUGUCACCUGCUAACUGUUAAAGGUUGGGAGUUUUUUUGUUAAUUAUUUAUUUACUGUGAUACAUUUACCAAUUGAUUUUUAUUAUCAAUGUUAUGUAAGUUGAUAAUUUAUUGUCAUUUAUUGUUAUUUUUUUAUGGUUAUGAAUGAACAGUUAAACUAUGACAUAGUAGUGAUUUCUUUAUAAAAUGUUAAACCAUGACAUAAAAGUGAUUUCUUUAUAAAAUGUUAAACCAUGACAUAAUUGUGAUUUCUUUAUAAAAUGUUAAACCAUGACUUAAUAGUGAUUUCUUUAUAAAAUGUUAAAGAGGGCUGGGGUAAAGGAUUUACAAUGUGUAUGCCGUUUUACUUGAUGUUUUCAUGCUUGACCUGGUUUUCUGUUGUUCAUCUAUUCGUUUAAUUUCAACUUACUAAUAAUUUAACCCUUGGUUAUUUUUUGUUGUUCAGCCUGUGGUGAAAUUAAACUCUUUGUUAAAUUCCUGAUUCCUCAGAUUCAACCUUGCUGUGGACCCAAGUUAGAAAAUUUGACCAAGGAAUAUUGAAUAAAGAAAGAUUCUUUGUUCAUUAAGUGUCAGUCUUUGUAAGAAUCAGACAAUUUAGAAGAAUUUCAAAACAUGGUAAAACAAAACUUGCUGACCUAACCAUCCUAUUUUAAAGUUAACCUCAUCUUGAGUUAGAAAUGGUAGGUCUUUUGUUUCUGUGUGUCUGGUAAUUCGAGAAAUCUAUAGAUAACUUUUGGUUAGAAUGAUAGCAAAUUACAGAGUUAGCUCCCCUGAAGUGGUAAUUUCUAAUACAUUUCAACCAAAUUAUAUCUUGAGAUACCAGAACUGGAAAACCAAACAAAUGUUAUAUUCUUGCACCAUUAUACAUUACUGGAAUUACUGUAAACUUGAGUGGUUUUUGUUUGUCAUGUUUUCACCACUGCCUGAUUCUUAGGCAGAUUGCCACUUUAAAAAAAGUCCUAGCUUGAUAGUCAAGGACAUCAAUAAUUUUCAUACGGCUGUUGUUCAUUUUUUAUGCGACCACCAUCAAUCAAGCCUCUUUUUAAACCCUGUCACCUUCUAUGCCCAUACAAAUAUUUCUGCAGCUAAAUUUAUCCUGUUAAGUAAGACCAUGUAUUAAUCUGUAAUCUUGUACAAUUCAACUAUUGUUUCUUUUCAAAGCAGAAAGUGUUCUCUGUCUAGGUAGCAUUGAAGUUGUACUAAAUAAUGAACUUUGACAGUGACAAAGGUUAUGUUUAUUCAAAUAAUCAUAUUUAUCUUCAAACAGUUUUCAGGGAUCCAAGAAAAGGGGGUUGAUAAUUCUCUAUUUUGAAAAAUAUGAAUGUUUAGUGAAAACUUAACCAUGGAUUAACUAAAGGUUAAAAAGAAGUUGAGCAACAGAAUUUUAACCCAUGUUUAUUAAAGUAAGCAUUGGUUAGAAGAUUUAUCAAUUGGUUAAGUAAGCAUUGGUUAGAAGAUUUAAUCAUAGGUUGUAUUUAAUCAAAAUAGCAACAACCAGGUCCUGCAAGGCUAUUUGUUGCCAUGUUUCAUGUAAAAUGAUAAAAAUGCACUCUUAAAGCCUUUGAAGUAUUUUAAUUCACUCUUUUGGUUUACUAUUUUUAGCAUAAUGAAAAUGUUGCUUUUCUCCUGAAUUGUUCACCGUUUUGUCAUCCCAGAGAAUUGUUUUCUAUUUUGGAUUAUCUGAUUUCAACCCCUUCCACCAAGCCCUUCCAAACACACAAAUGCAUGACCUUUAGGAAGAAAUCUGUUCUAUAGUUAUAAAAUAAGAUAGAAAAGAUAUGGACAGCAAUAUCAGAGCUGUUUCUUUGCUUUGAGUUUUUGCAUGUGUAUGGCUGAUUUUGUACAAAGAAUUACUGGUAUUCCCUACUUUUAAUUCCCCAAAUAAUGACUCUUUAAACACUUUCAUUUAAAAAGCAUUAAAAAUUAUAUGAGUUUGUAUCGAUCAUUUAAAGACAUUAUCUUACAUCACCUGUGCAAUAAAUCGUUAUAAAAUAUUUUAAUUAGUUAUUGACAUUGCUAUGAUGAUUUUAUUUUUUAUAAAAAAAAAUAUGAUAAAACUGACAGCUGAAAUUAAUAAAAAAAGUGUUUGUUACAUUAACAAGUUUUGCGAAUGUAAAAUUUGCUUUGCUCAUGAAAUAAUUUUCCAUUAAUCACUAACACUUUAAAAUAGAGAUUAGUUGAAACCUACAUUUUUGUUAUUCAUUUUAGUUUUGUUUGAUGUAUAUUUUUAGACACCUGUCAAUUUUUUAUUGUCCUAUUUUGAUAACAAAUAUUUAUAAUUUUUGGGUUUUAUCCAAAACAAAUUUAUUUGUCAUAAUUUUUUUGCGAUGCACACAAUUAGUGAAGGUGUAAAAACAAGAACUUUUAAUAAACAAGUUUUAAAUUAUAAUCCAGAUGAAAUCCCUUUAUAAUAAUAUUGUUAUUGAUAUAUGAUUGAAAUAAGAUGUGGUAUGCUCCAAGACAAUGGUAAUAGGGGGGUGGGAAGAUUUUUUUCUAGAAAUCCAGAUUUUACCAUAAAUCAGGAUUUACACUUUUCAGAACUCCGAAAUUAAUGAUGCAUUUAUGUAUUUGCAUUAGGAAAUAAUACUUUAUAUAUAUAUGAAUUUUUAGAGUUUUAAUUUAUUUUUGAAUAAACGAUUAUUUACACCAA
Mytilus californianus (California mussel) is the source of this 4726-nucleotide messenger RNA. RefSeq lists its product as uncharacterized. The coding region runs from base 132 to 1862 and encodes 576 amino acids. Lineage: Eukaryota; Metazoa; Mollusca; Bivalvia; Mytilida; Mytilidae. The transcript is spliced from 8 exons. The record is from RefSeq and is a predicted model, not a curated record.